AUGAUUCUGUCCCCAGCAGGCCUUCUCGCGCUUACGAGUUGCCUCAGCACUGCUGUUGCGCAGAGUAGCCAGCCGGUGCCCUACAAAGUUCAGACGCCGCCUCUUGAUACUGAGUGGACGUAUAAAGUUGGCACCAAUCCAUGGCCAGAAUAUCCCCGACCACAGCUCCAGCGUGAUAGUUGGCAAAGCCUUAAUGGCAUUUGGACAUUCCAGCCUGCCAGUCCUGGGGCCGACUCAGGCAGUCCUCCUGAAGGCAAGCUCCAACGCGAGGUGCUCGUGCCGUCAUGCGUUGAAAGCGCACUUUCGGGACUGCAGACCUUGAACGUCACUGAUAUGUGGUUUGCGACCAGCUUCAAGACACCAAAAAGCUGGAAUGGCCAAAAUGUCAUUCUCAAUUUUGAAGCAGUUGACUAUCAGGCAACGGUGUUUGUGAAUGGUGUCAAGGCCGGGAACAAUACCGGAGGAUAUUUCCGAUUCGGGUUGGAUAUCACCAAACUCCUCAAAUCCAACGGAGAUAACAGCUUAACCGUCUUCGUUCAUGAUCCUACAGAUCUAGAUGUCAUCCCAAUUGGAAAGCAGACUCGAAAUCCUAGCCACAUCUUCUACAGAUCUUGCUCUGGAAUAUGGCAAUCCGUAUGGCUAGAGAGUGUGCCUGCCAAUCAUAUAACUGCACUUGAUGUCGCUGCUGGCAUGGAUGGCACAGUCACCGUGACGGUUCACAGCUCAGGCAAACAGGGCGUCUCGGCCAAAGUGUCCGUUAUCGGACUCAAUGGUCGCGCCAUUGCUUCGCAUAAUGGGCCUGCAGAUAAGGAGUUCAGUUUCAAGAUUAAGCAACCAAAACUGUGGUCUCCAUCGUCUCCAACUCUGUAUAACUUGACAGUGACACUGGGCGAUGACGAAGUAUCCAGCUACACUGGUUUCCGCUCAAUCACGAGCGGCAAGGUCAAGGGAGUUCAAAGACCGCUGCUGAACGGAGAAUUCACUUUCAUCUUUGGUACGCUCGACCAAGGGUUUUGGCCUGACGGGCUUUAUGCGCCUCCCAGCAGAGAAGCUAUGGUAUAUGACCUAAAGAUGCUCAAAAGCCUAGGUUUCAAUGCAGUCCGAAAGCAUAUCAAAGUUGAGCCUGAUUUGUUCUACCGAGCUUGUGAUGAAAUGGGCUUGAUGGUCAUCCAAGAUAUGCCCAGUCUUGUUGCGGAUGGUAGUCGACCUCCUAACCCGGACCAGCAGGCGGAAUUUCAGCGCCAGCUCGAGAUUCUGGUUCAUGAGCAUAAGAAUUAUCCGUCUAUUGUGACUUGGAUCAUCUAUAACGAAGGAUGGGGACAGCUCCCGGGUCCUCCAUAUCCCGAGCAGAGCCUUGUAGAGGUAGUGCGCAGCAUCGACCCAACAAGACUAAUCGACGCCACCACCGGUUGGAAUGACCAUGGCUUCGGGGAUUACUCUGACAACCACCAUUACGCCAAUCCGCAAUGCGGUACGCCAUUCUAUUCCACGCCGUCCAGACCAUAUGACUCCAGCCGCAUUGGAUUCCAGGGCGAAUGGGGCGGCAUCGGCCAUAAUGUGUCGAUUGAGCAUCUUUGGAAAGUCCAAGAGGCGAUCAACACCAUCAACCAAACGUAUGAAGUCAACGCCGACCUCAGCUCCUACAACUACCGCGCGAGCGUCUUGUUCCGCGAGUUCCUCGACCAGGUGGAACGCUAUGCUUGUAGCGGCGGCAUCUGGACACAGACAACUGAUGUCGAAGGCGAAGUAAACGGCUUGUUGACGUACAACCGACGUCUUCUCAGACCAAACGUGAGCCAGUGGAAGAAGGAUAUCAAGAGCUUAUAUACGGCGGCAGCUGGAAGACGAUGA
Trichoderma asperellum CBS 433.97 is the source of this 1851-nucleotide messenger RNA. RefSeq lists its product as uncharacterized. The record is from RefSeq and is a predicted model, not a curated record. Gene Ontology annotation, biological process: carbohydrate metabolic process. NCBI's taxonomy places the organism in Eukaryota, Fungi, Ascomycota, Sordariomycetes, Hypocreales, Hypocreaceae. Gene Ontology annotation, molecular function: hydrolase activity, hydrolyzing O-glycosyl compounds.